This is a messenger RNA of Dothidotthia symphoricarpi CBS 119687, 2536 nucleotides long. RefSeq lists its product as uncharacterized. The transcript has a single exon. Bases 339 to 2432 code for a protein of 697 amino acids. The record is from RefSeq and is a predicted model, not a curated record. NCBI's taxonomy places the organism in Eukaryota, Fungi, Ascomycota, Dothideomycetes, Pleosporales, Dothidotthiaceae.
GAUAGAUUUGUUCGACGCGCCGACGGAAGAACAGACUCACAAUGCAAUCGUGCCUGCAUCCCAGCGCUAAUUAUCAAUGGAUCAUUUGGCUGAACCAGCAGCUCGACAUCCACGUGGGCGGUUCGCUAUCUUCGACCUGCAGGAAAUGCGUUAUACUCAUUGCUAUCUUCCAUCUACAACCCAUCAGUCCAUAUGCUUUGAAGUUACACAUAUCACGUUAUGUCAAACACGUCCGACGAACAACAACAUCUUGAGUUCAAACGCACGCCUUUUGACGACGUUCACUACAGUUUCCUUUUGUUGUUCUCGCUAAGACAGCCCCAUCUAUCGUUGCAGACAUGGCCGGGACUCAACCAGGAACCUUUAUAUCCAAGACGAACCGAUAUCGCCCGGGAAUCUACUCACCUCAUCGAGAUUCGCGGGGACCGUUACAUACCGAGUCAGAUUAUGGACGGAUGACACCGGACUCUAUUAACUCACUCCCUGAGAAGAAACCCUCCCUGGAUUUUACACAACGAAUUGAACGUAAACUAGCUGAAUACAACGCAUCGGAAAACGUUUUGAAGAGAUGGUUGAUGGAAAUUGCCAGCUGGGUUGUGAGUGCAGCAUGCAUGGGUGCCAUUAUUGGUAUUUACCUUUGCAUCAACAACCAGCGAAUGACCGAGAACGAAUAUCUUCUCACUGUGUCGAACGUUCUGGGGAAAUUUGCUUCUGCAGCACUCAUUGUGCCGACCUCAGAAGCGCUUGGUCAAUUGAAGUGGAAUUGGUUCCAUGAGUCCAAUGCCAUGUGGGACUUCGAAAUAUUCGACAAAGCAACAAGAGGCCCAUGGGGUGCGGCCAUGCUUUUCUUUCGCACCAAGGGCCGAUCCUUAGCUGCACUGGGUGCGUUACUCAUAGUUCUGCUUCUUGCAAUCGACACUUUCUUUCAGCAGGUUGUUACCUUCCCAGAUCGAUGGGCGAUUGAAACCACACUCGGUGCAAUCCCCAGAGUCGUCAAUUACAAGCCUGGAGAUCUUCUCGAGUAUUACCGUGGGUACGAGAGCAGCAUGUACGAUAAGAACCUUCGCCCUAUUAUGCAAGAGUUCUUCUACGGAAAUGGAACUCAGCCUAUUGAUUUUGGUAAUGGUACACGGCCUGACAUACCAUUAUCAUGUCCUACCAGCAGCUGCGCUUGGCCACCUUAUGAGACCCUUGCUGUUUGCAGCACGUGCGAAGAAGUUUCCCACCUUCUUGAUAUUACGUAUACUUGUCUAAACAUGACAAUCGACUGGAGCACCAAAUGGGAUGGGCCUAUUGCUGAGUUUCCCUAUCCUAAUGGAACAGUGUGCGGUCACUUUAUCAAUGCGACAAGUACCGCACCAGUUCUCAUGUCAGGAUACAGCAUCGACUUUACCGGCCCAGAAUCUAAACCUGGCGAGACUUUACUGGUGCGCGCAGUUCCCCUUACUGGAUUUCUUGACAAGGAACAGCUGUAUGGUACUGGUUCUGUCAACUUCAAAGAUAAACGACACACUAUUAUCGAUGUUUUGAUCGCCUCCGCACCCAACGGGGUGGAGAGUGUUCAUCAAAAAGAGGCACCCAUCAUCAAUGAAUGCGUACUCUCGUGGUGCGUUCAGACCAUGAAAUCGUCAUACGACUGGGGAAAAUAUAGUGAGGAAAUCCUCGCAAAAUUCGAGAAUUUGACUGCUGGACCGUAUCCAUGGAUAAGUUACCCGAUGCCAGAAAGUGUUGGCGGUGGGACCUGGAUCGAGUUCACAAAGAACAUCACUAUUAUCCCACCUACUUCAAGACUGAACGGAUCAACUCCUACCGCUUUUGACUCACAGUACGGAGUGGGUAAUACUACAGUGUAUAACGUCAUAUGCAUUUUUGACGACAUUUUUCCAUCUUUCUUUACGGCCCGCACAACUGGAGACACCCAUCUAAGAUUCAAGAAUUUUAUAGAUGGUUCGUACAUCCGAGCACUCAACUUCAAUCCGUGGCAAGCUCCGAACGACCUUUCGCGCCAUAUGGAGAGGUUAGCCACAGCCAUGACUAAUGCGAUGAGGUCGUCCGUCAAUACUCGAAUGCUUUCUGGUGAAGCAUACAAUAAGGAGAAAUUCGUCUCGAUACAAUGGGGUUGGUUAGCCUUCCCUUUGGCUCUGCUCAUUCUCAGCUUGGUAUUCCUGGUCGCAACAAUUAUCAAAACAUCGAAGGAUAAUACAACCGGAUUUUGGAAGACAUCGGCCAUGCCUGCUCUCAUCUACAGCCUGCCGAAAGAGACACAAACCAAGAUUGAUCCAUCUUCAACAUGGAAAAGCGCACAAGAAGGGAAGAAGAUCCGAAUCAAGUUGCUACCUAAUAUGGGCUGGAGGGUAUCUGGACAAAGCCACUUAAGCAAAUCGCCGAGGCUUCCCCUUCAUCAGAGUCGGGCACCUGAGGGAUGGAUAUGAAAUUACAGACUUCGUAGAGUAUACGGAAAAGAGUUGUUCAUGAAAUAAUAUGUUAAUAAUAAGAGCAGUCACCAUUUUCAAUUACAAAUCCAUCUCCGAACGCA